AUGUCGUCGACGGAUUAUAACUAUGACGAGCAGGGCCAAUUCUUCCCUUUCUUUAUCCUCACCCUGACAGGCCUCGUUACCCUCCCACUCACCUAUACCCUUCUUAAACCCGUCAAAGGACUUGAGAACUCCGCCCCUCGAAUUAAGUCCGACUUUAAGCCGCAAAAUGACGAUAUCAUACAGAGUCAGAAGCAGAAGCUUCUGCGAAAGGAGCGCCGUAUCAAGAGAAUUAUCACAGUGAUCAUCGGAUAUGCGGUCAUGACGUGGAUGGUGUACCUGAUCAUGGUGACCGCGAGAUCGGCCCCCAAGAUCUGGGACCCGUAUGAGAUUCUUGGAAUUUCAAGAAGCGCCGACGAGAAAGCUAUCAGCAAACAUUAUAAGCGACUCUCGGUCAAAUUCCACCCUGACAAGAUCAAGCCGGACCCUGCCAAGAAUGAAACUGUUGAAAUGCUCAACGAUCACUUCGUCGAGCUCACAAAGGCUUAUAAGACUCUCACCGACGAGGAAAUCAGAAACAAUUAUAUCCAGUUCGGCCACCCUGACGGAAAACAGAGCUUCAGCAUUGGUAUCGCCCUGCCCAAAUUCAUCGUCACCGAAGGAAACGGAAAGUUUGUUCUCCUGCUCUACGGAAUCCUCUUCGGCGUUCUCUUGCCAUACACUGUUGGGAAGUGGUGGUAUGGUAACCAGCGGUAUACCAAGGAUAAUGUCCUCGUUGCCAGUGCUGGAAGCCUGUUCCGCGAGUACAAGCCCGACCUAUCCUAUGGAAGUAUGAUCAGUACGUUGAGCGUGGGGGAUGAAUAUACCGAACUCCUAAAAGACGAUCAGGCGCAUACCGGUUUAGCCAAGGUUGAGAAGAAGGUUCUUGACUUGAUGAAGCUGUCGCCCAAGGAUAAACACUUUUUAAGCACAUUAGACGAUGAGAAGAGGCGGAAGGCUCUUGCAUUGCUAUGGGCGUACCUUGGGAGAAUAGAUCUUGAAGAUAACGCACUCAACAACGAAAAAUUCCAAGUCGCACCCCCAGCUGUUACCCUCAACAAUGCAUUUACCACCAUUGCUCUAGCGUUCGGAAACUUACAACCCAUCAUGACAUCACUCUACACUUCCCAGAAUCUCAUCCAAGCCGUCCCGCCAAAGUCUUCUCCUCUCCUCCAGCUCCCUUACUUUAACGCCAACAUCGUCCGAUCCAUCGAAGGCGAACAUUCCAAAGCCCACAUGACUGUUCAACAGUACAUGAGAUUACCAGAAGCUAACCGACGAAGCUUGACCGUUGGCAGCGGCCUUCUCACUGAAUCGGAAUACAAAACCGCUGUAUCAGUAGCAAGGAGAAUACCCGCCUUGAAACUGUGCAAAGCCGUCCUUAGAGUCCCUGGUGAAAAAGUCAUAACGCCAAGCAGCUUAGUACAACUUGUAGUAAAAGCCCGCUUCGUUCCACCAGGCUGCGAAUAUGUACCACCAGUUAAGGAAGCGGAUCUUGAACUCGAUGAUGUUGACGAAGACGCCUUGGCCGAUGCCCUGACAGGAAACACCGCCGUCGAUCCAAAAGAACAGGAGAAGAAGAAGCAAUUGGAAAAAGAGGAGGAAGCUGAUAUUCAACCACCGCUUGCCCACGCCCCUUAUUUCGCCCGCGACCACUCUCCCAGAUGGCACAUUUUCCUUGCAGAUGUAAAGCAGGACCGUAUGGCUGUUCCACCAUUCACAUUCACCACAUUCGACAAACCCAUCUUCGACGACGAAGGCAAACCAACCUUUAACGUACAGACGAUGAAAAUGCAGUUCCAGGCCCCGCCACAAGUGGGUAGUUUCCCAUUCGUCCUCAACGUCGUUUGCGAUAGUUAUAUCGGAUUCGACGAGGAGCAAGAAAUUACUCUUGAAGUCGAGGAUUUGGAGAAGGCCGAAGCCGUAGCUGCUGAUGAUGAUAUCAGUGAACCUGACGAAGAUUCCAUCGCCGGACAAAUGCAGGCCUUGAAAACCGGCCAAGCUCCACCACCCAGGAAGAAGCGCGAAGCCGACUCAAGCGAUGAUGAUGAAAGUGACACCGACGGUGACGUGGCAGACGAUACCAGUGAAACUGACACCGACACCGACACUGACGGAGAAUAA
Messenger RNA from Arthroderma uncinatum, 2100 nucleotides. RefSeq names its product translocation complex component. Gene Ontology annotation, cellular component: Sec62/Sec63 complex. NCBI's taxonomy places the organism in Eukaryota, Fungi, Ascomycota, Eurotiomycetes, Onygenales, Arthrodermataceae. The transcript is spliced from 6 exons. The coding region runs from base 1 to 2100 and encodes 699 amino acids. Gene Ontology annotation, biological process: SRP-dependent cotranslational protein targeting to membrane; post-translational protein targeting to endoplasmic reticulum membrane. Gene Ontology annotation, molecular function: RNA binding; transmembrane protein transporter activity. The record is from RefSeq and is a predicted model, not a curated record.